Pomacea canaliculata is the source of this 806-nucleotide messenger RNA. Its product is annotated as antigen WC1.1-like. Bases 13 to 729 code for a protein of 238 amino acids. Gene Ontology annotation, cellular component: membrane. Lineage: Eukaryota; Metazoa; Mollusca; Gastropoda; Architaenioglossa; Ampullariidae. The transcript has 4 exons. The record is from RefSeq and is a predicted model, not a curated record.
GUAGCAGAUCGGAUGUUGCACGUGAGGAUGCUGCCCAACGCUGUACGACGAGAGUCUGGAGACUGGCACGUGCAGCUCGCGUGUGGCAAUGUGACCUCACGGGGGUCCCUCAACUUUUCUGUGAAGUGGAGGACACCCUCAGGUCUCACCCUUGGCAGCAGCUUCACAGAAAAUGGCGAAGAGAUUUUAAAUGUCAGCCCUGCAGAAGAGGGAAACUAUUCCUGCUUCCUGGACAUUGAUGACUCCACAGCCAGGUGUGUGGACAUCAGCCCCGCCAUGCUGGUCAGUAACGAAGUGCACGUUGACACCUGUUCUGUCAAACCACCUUUGAGCAACUUAGUCCAGCGAGAGAAGCGGGAAAUGGAAUCCGUCUUCCAGUAUCUUGCGAGACAGCAUGACACAAUUCGCUUAGUCAACGGCAGCAAACCUUGGAAUGGACGAGUGGAAGUGAAGUACAACGGCAGCUGGGCGGUGGUGUGUGACGACCUCUUCUCGGUCUGGUCAGCCACUGUCGUCUGCACGAUGCUAGGGGUCACAGGAGGUGCACCCGAGGUGCGCAGCGAUUCCUUCUACGGUGAGGGCGAGUUGCCGAUCCUGCUGGACGAUGUGAUGUGCCGGGGCAAUGAAAGCAGCAUCUUUGACUGCUCCCACAGGCCCCUGGGUGUCCACAAUUGUCAUCGCAGUGAAAUUGUUGGAGUCGACUGUUUGUCACAACUUACGUCGAGUUAAACGAAAACAAGAGUUUUCAAACAAAUGUCAUCGAUACAGCUUCCAACUGCGUAUGCACUUUUCAAACCGCUUUGUCA